AACCUAUGAGCUACACCAUUAAAAAAAAAAAAAGAAACGGGAAGUUGGACAUAGACAUUAAGUAGUUUCUCGAGGUUGCUGCACGUUAAGUACUAUUUGUUGUAAAGCUUCUGCAUAUGCAUAUUCUGUCUAUUUUGGCGCCAACUGAGAAAUUAAUUUAAACCGUUUUACUGUCCUGUCUAGCUCUUUCGUCUGGUGCCAAAUGAUCAAAUGCUGCGUUAGCCCUGCAAGCCAAUUCCAGUAUUCCACGAAAGAAGAUGGUCCAAAGCCCUGCAGCAAUUGAGGUUGUUUGAGUAUGACUUCUUCAGAUGGGUUUUAUCCCUUUCCCUUGUGGAAGAUUUCAGAAACGUCCACUCAGUCAUCAGCGAGUGCAUCAGUGGUCUCCGGGAAUGAAGAAACCGGCCAAUCUCAGACUGCUGCACAACAGGUGGAGAAAAGGAGCGACUGGAGUCAAGGGCCAGCAGUGACAUGUUCAGAUGAACAACCAGUUAUGGAGACCCAACUUGUGUGUCCCUCGCAUGCUUGUUUACAUCUGAAAGAGGUUGUCGUCUGCCAAACACAGGACUGUCAGAGAGAUCCACCACUGGGUGUUAUUGGGUCACUAUCUCCUUCACCAGAGCAUAACUCUCAACCUGUUAACUCAGAUUACAACCCUUUGGAAUUACAGGAUGGGAUUGCUUCAGAGUGGGUACCCAGAACACAUAAUGCAGAUGAAAUGUUCAGUCAGGAGGACCCUGUAAUGGCUGGAGGUCUGUCACCACACCUUUUUCUUGGAUACAGACAGUUUACAGAGAGCUCAGAAACCCUUGUUGGACAUGGCAGUAUGGUGGAGCAUGGGGAAUCUGUAUUACUGUUGAGUGAAGCUAGCACAGAUGGAGAACCUGCCAAACCUAUGCCUAAUGAGGUGACUGCUGUUGACUCUGUUGAGAAAAGCAGUCAGGAUCUUCUAUCCAACUCUGGAUAUGUAGCACAUAAUGUGUGUCUGCAGCUGACAGAAGUUGUCGUCUGCCACACACCGGACCCCCACACAGCUUCAGCACUGAAUGUUCCUGAGUCAUUAUCUCCUUUUCAAGAGCAUAACUAUGGACUAGUAAGCUCGAGUGAGCCUAAUGCCCCUGUUGAAUUACAGGAUGUACUUGCUUCACACAUGUCACCGAGAGCAUAUAGUGGGGAUGAAAUGCUCAGUUUGGACCCAGUAGGCGCUGCGGUUCUGUCACCACCUCCUGUAGCAUCCACAAACCUUGCCGAGUCUUCAAGAAGACUUGCUGGACCUAGCAAUGUGUUUGAGCAUGAGCAGUCUGUAUUAUUGUUGAGUGAAGCUAUAGCUAACACAAAUGGAGAAGCUGUCAAACGUGUGCCAAAUGAGGUUACUGCUGUUGGCUCUGUUGAGGAAAGCUGUCUGGAUCCUCUGUCUAGCUCUGCUACUGCAGUCGUUUGCCAUACACAGGACUCCCACACAGCUUCAGCAAUAGGUGUUUGUGGUGCAUUAUCUCCUUCACCAGAGCAUAACUCUGGACCUGUGAGCUCAGAUGAGCUUGUGGAAUUAAAGGGUGGAAUUACUUCAGAGAAGGUACACAGAACACGUAUUGCAGAUAUGAACUUGAGUCUGGACCCUCUAACGGCAGGACGUUUGUCACCACAGCCUUUCUUAGGGUCCAGAGACCUUAGAGAGACUUCAGAAACCCUUGCUGGACAUGGUAGCGUGGUAGAGCCUGAGGAUUCUGUAUUAUUGGUGGGUGAAGCGGGUACAGAUGGAGAAGCUAUCAGACCUGUGCCAAAUGAGCUGACCGCUGUUGACUCUGUUGAGGAAUACUGUAAUGAUUAUCUCUCCACCUCUGCAGGUGCAGUGCACAAUGUGUGUCAACGUGAAUGUGUGGGCAGUUUGUUUCCUCGCUUUUUGGGGGAAGAAUACAAACAGCAACAUGCUUUAUCUUAUACAGCAAAUUCAAAUGGAGCAUGUCCAGAUAGUGAACCUUUGACCAAGUGUGUGAUACAGAAAGACUCUCUUGUGGCUGCAGAAACUACAGACAUAAGUGGCAAAGAAAAACAGACAAGAUGCAGUGAGACAUUGCAAGAAAACCCUGAACACUCUCAGACAAGCGCAGAUUCUGAAUCACCCUACAGCUUUAGACGGAAAAGGCGAUACCCCCCCAGCAGAAGCAGCAGUUCAGUAGACCGCAGUUCUGCACCAGUCAGCGCAAAGCAAAGUUGCCCAGUGCUGGAGCAGACAUGCAGGCCCAGCUCCCCGCCAGUGGAGGGCUGCAGCCAGGGCGCCCCAGCUCCCCUUACCGUGCCGGCCAAGAAGAGGCGAGGAAGGCCACGGAAGCUGCAGCAGCCAGCCAGUCAGAAUGAGGUGUCAUCUACAGGCGUAGUGCCAGCUGGGAAAGCCACCCUCGGGUCUCCUAUAGCCUGUGAAAGUACUCUGACAGAAGACUGUCUGGAGGAGUCAGCAGACUCAAGCCUGUUCACCGGAGGCUACCAUAAGAGGAAAGCAGCAGCAGCAGCAGCAGCAUCAACAUCAUCCACAGCAGGUGGUGAAACUGAAGGCCAAGGGAGUAGCAGCUCUCUGCCUGUCCCACCCCUCGUCUUGAGCUCUGAUGCUCUUUUACAGGAGUCAGAGCGGCCAGCGGCGUCCUGCUUAGACCUUUCCCUUGAGCAGAUUCUGCAGGAUGACCCUAUGCCCCUCACCCCACUCUCUCUGCCAGAGGAAGAGGAGGAGGACGAAGAUCCAGAGGAUGAUGAGGAGCUUCCCAGCAUUCUCGAAAGAAAGCCCUUGUCCAUUACUGAGGGAUUGUGUGUCUGGUGCAAAUUCCGGAAGUACCCUUUUUGGCCUGCUGUGGUUAAAAGUGUGAACCACAAGAAUAAGAAAGCCAGUAUUGUGUUCAUUGAUACCUUUCUGAUUGAUGAAAAGGGAAUUAGGAAAGGUCUCACCGUGUCCCUGAAAACCUUGAAGCCCUUUGAUUGUGAAGAGGCAGAGGAAAUGACGGAGCAAGCCAGGCAGCAGUAUGGUGAUGCAAUUACAUGGUGCUUGGAGCUCAUAUACGACUACAGAAUCCGCAUCGGUUGUGGGUCUUUCUCCGGCUCCUUCAUAGAGUAUUUUGCAAAUGAUAUCAGCUGCCCCCUCAGGCAGAUGUACUCCCAGGGCCCCUCCGACCUCACCUUCCCCACGCAUCUCAUCGUGGAUGACCUGUGCGACACCUCCGAGGAGGACGGUGCCGGCGACCAGGCUGACGAGCACCAGUGUAAGAAGAUGCUCCCUGACCGGGCCAAGGCUGCGCGGACUCGGGCCAACGAGAAGCUGGUGGAUUUCAUUGUGAGGAAGCGGGGUGCAGAGAAGCGCCUGCUGGCAGUGAUCAGUGGCCAGGAGACGUCCAAGUGGCUGCGGGCGCUUCAGAAGGCCAGCCGCUUCGUGGUGGACCCCUACCUGGAGGACGAGGAGCAGGUGGACCAGGUGUACCGCUACCUGGACGAGCUGCUGAGGAGGAGCCCGCAGACCUUGCCCUGCCUGGCCAACCUGGAGAGGAUCCCCUUGAUCUUGGACGUGUUGCUGCCAGAGGCUCUCAUCCAUGCCAUUGCGGGAGUAGACGAUAUACCUUUAGAAGAGGCUGAGGAUAAAUAUCGAAAAGGACCCUGCAUAAGCAAACGGGAGAGGCAAGAGUUUAACAUGAGGAUUGAACAGCUGAUGAAGACUCUCAAUCAGUGUAAACAUGUACUGUAAAACUGCCCUGAUCCACCGAGGAUGUGGACUGAUGUGGAGUUCUUCCCAUGAGCCCGUACACGUCUAUUUACAAAAGAAUUCAGCGACCAUCUGUAGAUUUUUUUUACUCUCUUCCUGUUGUGGUCUGCUGACAGUGACGGUGAAUGUAGUGACCUUCAUAUGCUGUUGGACAUAAACCCAUUGAUGGGCUCUGUGCAAAAUUUGUGGACAUUUUGUGAAGUUCAGUUGGAGUCCCUGGUUGUGUUCAGUUGGAGUCUGUGUCGCUGUGAGUGGGCUGUGGCUCUUCUGGACUCCCAAAAAGGCUGGCUGUGUUCAGUUGGAGUCUGUGUCACUGUGAGUGGGCUGUGGCUCUUCUGGACUCCCAAAAAGGCUGGUUGUGUUCAGUUGGAGUCUGUGUCGCUGUGAGUGGGCUGUGGCUCUUCUGGACUCCCAAAAAGGCUGGCUGGACUGCGUCCCAGAGGCCACGUGUCCCAAGUCAGGACCGGAGAAUCCUCAGGACACAGUUGGGAAAUACAGCUUUUCCUUCUGACGAGGAUGCGUCCAAUUAAUGUGACGGAUCUCAAAAGGUACGAGCAAAUGUUGAGGAGGACCAGUUGAGGAUGGCCAGGCCAGCACAGCACUGCCCCUGAGGUAGCUCUCCUCAGCUGAGCUGCUGCUUCACUCUCUAAGUGGCAUUAAGGAGUCCCUCUCUCUCUAUAGCUAUGUGGGUUACCCAUUAGUGUCAUUUGGUGCAGCUGUUAAAAAUGUAUGUUCAAAUAUGGUUGAAAGACUGUGCCCCAUUUGUGUCAUACAUUGACAUGUAUCCCACAAUGUUUGUUGUGUAUAUUUUUAUAUAAACAAUAAUUCUUAAUUUUCAUAAAUAUUUAUCAUUCUAUUUAAUAUUUUAUCAUACGAAAUAUUCAAGCCAAUUGCCAUUGCUUUCUUGGAGAUUCAGUCUCCAAUUAGUGAUAUUUGUUGUGGAAAACUGAAAUGCUUCUGCACUUACAUUUCUGGCCUAUACAGUGGAAAGCAAAAGUUUGAGCAAACUCGUCUACAUUUCUCUUCCUGUGAAUAUGUGAGUUUUGACCAAGAUCAUUAGCUAACGGAUUGUUCAUGAUCACUGUUGAGAAAAGCCAAGUGAUGCAAAUUUGAAAACUUUGUAAAUACUCUCAACUCUUCAAACCUUAUCCCAACAAGGUGUGUAAAGACCACAGUAAUAUUUUAGUUCAUUUAUCAUACAAAUUGCAUCAUUUUUGUAGGUCCAGAAGCAUUCUCUUUUUUUUAUUUUUUAUAACAGCUAAACUAAUUACUGCACCUUUGUAACAUCACCUGUGGGAACUGCAAGUGAGUGCUUUUGCAGAUCUGCUGCAUGUUUCUUUUGCUUUGUGUUUGAAUGUGUAUAUAGUUAUGCAAUGUACAAUUCAAUUGAACAUUUGUCUGAAAGUGUACAUGAUACUCAUUGACAUUGGCUCCUUGAGGUUCAUUGUGCCCAAGGCACAAAAACGAGCAAGGCUCAAGUUUUCAAAACAUUAUCCACUUUGUAAUAAAGCUUGUGGAAUGAUGAGAGAA
Molecule: messenger RNA, 5266 nt
Organism: Alosa sapidissima (American shad)
Lineage: Eukaryota; Metazoa; Chordata; Actinopteri; Clupeiformes; Clupeidae
Product: PWWP domain-containing DNA repair factor 3B
Exons: 13
Coding region: 296-3718 (1140 amino acids)
Source: RefSeq, a predicted model, not a curated record